Messenger RNA from Protobothrops mucrosquamatus (brown spotted pit viper), 855 nucleotides. It is a transcript of the gene TTC9C, whose product is annotated as tetratricopeptide repeat domain 9C. The coding region runs from base 83 to 631 and encodes 182 amino acids. The record is from RefSeq and is a predicted model, not a curated record. Lineage: Eukaryota; Metazoa; Chordata; Lepidosauria; Squamata; Viperidae. Gene Ontology annotation, molecular function: protein binding. The transcript is spliced from 4 exons.
GCAGCCCCGGGGAAGCAGCAGCAGCAGCUAUCUCGCUUUGCAUGGCUGCUUGGCGCGAGCCGGUGUUCUUCCCGGGCCUCGCAUGGCGUCGGCGAAGGUUUCUUCCGAAGCAAUCCCGGAGCAACGUCUACAACAGGCCAGCAUUUUCAAGGAAGAAGGGAACCGCUGUUACAAAGGCGGCCGUUUCAGGGAUGCAGUGAGCCGUUACCACUGGGCCUUACUGCAGAUUAAAGGCCUGGACCCCAGCAUGCCUUCUCCCCUGCAGGAAUUUGGGGCUGAAAAGCCCACCGUGACCCCAGACCAGGAAAAACAGCUGCAUAGCAUCCAGUGCGAUUGCUACAAUAAUCUUGCCGCUUGCCUCCUUCAGAUGCAACCCGUGAAUUACGAGCGGGUCAAAGACUACAGUCUCAAAGUCCUAGAGAGGCAAGCCGACAACGUCAAGGCGCUGUACCGGGCCGGUGUGGCCUUUUACCACCUGGGGGAUUACGACAAAGCACAACACUAUCUGUUGUCGGCAACCAGCCGGCAGCCCAAAGAUGCCAACGUCAAGCGUUAUCUGCAGUUGACCGAAUCACAGCUCAGCAGCUAUCUUCAGAAAGAGAAACAGUUAUACAUGGGGAUGUUUGGGUAGCAAAAACAAGCCGUCGCUGGAAAUCCCCGGAGGCUGCUAACCAUCAUUUCUAUAUUUUUUGUGUGUGCUGAACGACACGCGGUUGAUCAAUUUUGGAGUGAGGUAGUGCCUUGAAAAAUGCAAAAUAGCCAAUCCAUCUAGGAAAAGCGUCUUCAGCAAAUUAUCCUCCUUAUUCGUUUCCUUCUUCCCUCCCCACGUUUGUUCAUAAAAUCUUUUAAGAAGUU